AUUAUCGAAGUAUUCUAUUUUAAUGAGUUCCAGAUAUUGCUUUUGAAGACGUUCUUCCUAAUAUUACUAUUUACAUUAUUGUUGAUUUUCGUAUCUUGGCGUGUUUACGGGAAACGCAUUUCGGAACGGUUUAUGAAACCGGCUACUUCAGCCACAAUAGAACAAUUGAAGGAAAGUGUAUCAAAACUAAAACUGCCUAAGGAACACACCCCAAGAAUAUAAAUAUGGCGGAUAAAAUAAAAAAGUUCUUUCAAAAGAAAAAGGUAGAUGCGAAAUUCAAGUUGGCUGGACGAGGACAUAAAUUAAGUGAAGAUACAUUGAGUGGUUCUAGUUCAAACUCAUCUCAAAGACUCGUCCCUGUUGUAAAGAGAUCAGGCCUGUCUGAGGAGAGCAAGGUUGCUGCGGAAGCUGCCUUGGCUAGGCUGCAACAGAAAAGAGAGAAUCCAGCUUUUAACACUUCAUUGGCUGCAAUUCAGGCACAAGUAAAAAGAGAGUUGGAAAAUGAGAAAACACAGCCCACCACAUUAUCCGGCACUAGCAGUGAAGACUCGAUGAAACAGGAGCAGCCUGUAUUGUCUAAAAACUAUGCUGCUUCAGGCAUCUUCUUUAGAUGUCCCAUGAUAAGCAAUGACAUACUGCCGCGGGAUGAAUGGAAGGCCAAUAUCAAAGCUUUCUUGUAUGAACAGUUAGAGGAAGAGAGAGGCCUGACAGCCUGUCUCAUCAUACAGUCAUGUAACAGCAACAGGGAAAAGAUCGAUACUUGCGUAGAAACUCUAUGCAAAUACUUGGAGAAUAUUAUCACUUACCCAGAAGAAGAGAAGUAUCAGAAAAUAAGGAUGUCUAACAGGGCAUUCUGUGAACGAGUUCAGCCUAUAGAAGGCGCAUUGGAUCUCCUAAUGGCGGCCGGGUUCACACAACAGAAGUUGACCAGCCCGGACGGCACAGAGGAAGAAUAUCUAGUUUUCAACAAGGAUAAUGUUCCUUCUGUGGAGAGUUUGACUACUCUGAUAGAUGCCCUCCGCUCCGCUGAGCCGAUACAACUGGAGCUGGACCGGAAUCUUCAGGUUCUCCUUCCGUCGCAGGCGGCCGCUAAAGUUCAACUGCCUAAUUCAUUUUAUGCCCUCACUCCUGAGGAGUUGAAGAGGGAACAUCAGUUGAGGACUGAAGCUUUAGAGAAAAGUCAGAUGCUGCGCACUAAGGCGAUGCGAGAGAAAGAUGAACUUAGAGAAAUGAAGAAGUACAAGUUUGCUAUCAUUAGGGUGCGUUUUCCUGACGGCAUAUUGCUACAGGGCACAUUCUCCGUAUACGAGCGAUACAACGAGAUACACGAAUUCGUACAAGAAAACCUUGAACAUAACGGAUUACCUUUCGUCCUCAACACGCCUUUGGGUCAAAAGUUAAGCCUCGAAGAUGACGGGAAUAAGACCCUUAUAGACCUUAGAUUAGUACCAGCCACAGUGCUCACUUUUGCUUGGCACGCGUCGGUUAUAGACGAAAUUCAGAGAAGCCCUAGCAGUAAUGUGUAUUUGAAGCCUGAAGUCAUGGUUUUAGUACAAGAAGUGUAAUUUGGUUGCCUGUGAUUCACGAUGUCCUUAGUUCGAUCUCCGGUCAGGUCUAGUUGAAAAAGUAUUUUUGCCUAAUUAAACAAAUUUGACUGAAUGGUUAUAUUUAUGUAAACAAUAUGUAACUAAAACCCUGUCCGAUCCGUUAAGAUCAUGUUGGAAAGCUAUUGUAGGUUAAGAAAAUUGGUUUCACGGGAAGGGAUUGUAUAGAAAUUAUAAAAAUAUCUGUAUAUAUGGCGGUUUCUGUGGCGCAGCGGUAUUGCGCUUUACUGUGACAAAGUCCCGGGUUCGAAUCCCGGCCAGAACAUGAUGAGAAACGAACUUUUUCUGCUUGGUCUUGGAUUAAAUUGUUGAGUUAGUAUCUCGUAACACAAGUUUCGAACUUAUUUCGAGGCUAACACAAUCUGUGUAAUUUAUUUAAUUAUCUGUUUAAAAAAAAUUAAAUUUUUGAUGGAAGCUGUCAACACUUGCUUUGUUGCCAUAUUUGAAUAUGCUGAAUAUAACUGCAACUUACCAUAUAAAGAUGCUCUUUUCGGAUAUGACAGGGCUUUUGUUACAUUGUGUUAUGUUGAGUAUGACAUUACAUAAUAUGCUUUAAAGCUUAGACCUUUAUAGUUUUACUGCUAAUCGAGAAACGGACCAUAAUAUUAAAAUUAUUAAAGUCAUUUUCGCAAGUAAGAUUGUAUAUUGAUAUGGACUAUUCGCUUUCAGAAAAGAUUACAUAAAUUGUGAUGAUGUAAUGAACUUUAAAUUAGAUUUAUAAUUGAUAUGUUUAAAAAAUUCUAUUGUUGCAUUUAAAAGCGCACGUUAAAAACAACUGUCAAACAAGCAUUACAUUGCAAUCUUUAUCUUUCUCAUAUGAUUAGUAAGGGAGAGGAAUACAUUUGCUGAUAGAAAGAUAUAUGCAUUUGCAAUGUGUAGAUGUUUAUUUUCUCACAUUUUUAUAAUAAAUAUAUUGUCCAUUCACGUUUAGUAGUCAUGAUGUUGUUCUAUUUUAUUGCAAAUUUUGUAAUAAUGUUGUUAGGUACGAAUAAAGCAAUGCGUUACAAAACUGCUUUUGUAUCACCUCUUCUCCUAUAAACAUAUAAAAUACUAUUACGAAUGUAGAAUCAUAUACUAUUAUUGUUAACAUAUAAAUUUCUGUUAAAGCACAAUUUUAAUUUUUAUAGUCCCUUAUAUGGACUACAUGCACUUUUAACGUAAAUGCUAUAUUUAUUUUUGUUUAAGUAGUACAUGAAAUCUAUUGAGUACAAGAUAAUUACGAUUUUCCAAUUAAUAUUUUCAAUGUUUUAGGUUUUUUUAUUUCUCAAUUGGUCAAAAAUAGAGAAAAAUAAUUUCACCAUGUAUAUUUGGAAGUGUAGCUACUAUAAACUUUAUUGUAUAUUUUGGCUGGUGUUACGAUUAACUCAGUCCUUAUUUAAUUUAUUAAAAACGUGUAUCAUGUCAUUUAAAUAUAGAUAUAUUCGCCUUGAGGGCAAAUAAAUAUUUAAAACACCGUU
Molecule: messenger RNA, 3061 nt
Organism: Amyelois transitella
Lineage: Eukaryota; Metazoa; Arthropoda; Insecta; Lepidoptera; Pyralidae
Gene: Gint3
Product: UBX domain-containing protein 6
Exons: 9
Coding region: 225-1565 (446 amino acids)
Cellular component (GO): cytoplasm
Molecular function (GO): protein binding
Source: RefSeq, a predicted model, not a curated record